Botrytis deweyae is the source of this 3507-nucleotide messenger RNA. RefSeq lists its product as uncharacterized. The transcript has 6 exons. Bases 1 to 3507 code for a protein of 1168 amino acids. NCBI's taxonomy places the organism in Eukaryota, Fungi, Ascomycota, Leotiomycetes, Helotiales, Sclerotiniaceae. The record is from RefSeq and is a predicted model, not a curated record.
AUGAAUCAACUAAUUGUCACAGGAGCUACGCCAGAGCGGCUUGAGCGUGCAAGAGCUCUUCAGCGUAAACUCUUGGGGCUCAUCUCUGCGAGGACAGGCUUAUUUGAACUUAUUCGAACACCUCGAGAGUCAAGUAUUAGUUUUAAGUGGAGGUCUACGAGUCCUGAAUAUGAUGGAUUUCCUAGUGAACCGGACGAAGUAAACGAAUUCCAUCCACUGCCGCAAAAAAUGACCAUCAAAUGGUCGUUGGAAGAUAUCAAUAAGUGUAACAAGGCAAUUGAUGGAGGCUUCAUUAGUAUAAAAGCAUCAUCAAAAGCUCAUAGAUGGACGAGACUCGAUGUCCAAAAGUAUACGAGAAUUCGAUUGCAUGAUUUCAUAGAGUCUUCACUCGGGCAUUCUCUUAAUGCUCGACCGCGUUGGAUUAGUCCGAUCUCAAAUGAUGAACGGUUCAAUUCCUACCGAUGGCAGUUCAGCGAGACGUUUUCCGAGUUUAGGCAGAAGCCUUUCUCCCUAUGGCUUUCGGCAAAUUACUUUGAGCUUAACAAUGCUUUAGAUACUGGGGCCCUAACAGUUGUUCCAAUUCGUGAAUAUGAAGCUAGCCAGAACAGAAUCUCAACGAGAGUUUGCAAGCCAAAAGCGCAGGUAUCGAUCGGCCAAAUGUCACCUUCAGCAGUCAUACCCUUCCAUGAGAAUGGGACACAGAUACCAGCAAGCGAAAAGGUUCAAUGUAACAAAGCGGCUACAAGCUUCAUAUCAGGCAGGCUUCAUGAGGAACAUGGCACCUCGGAUCUCAUACUUCUAUGUAACCAAGCAUGGAGCCACUUAGAAAAUCAGUAUACGACGAAUGACUGCAAAAACACCUAUGCUAGGGCCACGCUUAACAUAGGCUUAUCUUUGGCAAUCCAACUAGAAGAUCAAAUUCGACGUGCCAACGCACUUGAGAAUGAGAACGAUAGAUUAAAUGUACAAGUUUUGCAGUUAGAACACGAUCAAGCAAUGCUGCAACAAGAGAUCUCAAAUAUGCGGGAGAAGGAUGAGAAGGAUGUUUCAUCCGCAAGAUUAGAGGGUGAGAAAAUCGCGGAGGAAAACAUAUUGAGGCUCUGGAAUUCGGCAAAAGAGAGGGGCAGAGUGAUUGGGGUUUGUGCCAUGGAGAAAAUGUUUCAAAGGAAAGAUAUUCGGUCAGAUAUUAUAAGUGAAGUUCGCAACGACUUAUCGACCCCUUCUUUAGUCAUACCAAACUCCAGAAUUGGGGGAAAUCAAGACUCUCCAAAUGCUCUACAGAGGAUUCCUCCAAUCUGCGCGGACGAAAGUCGCGAACAUCGAUUCAAAGUACGCGCUCUAAAUUCACCCCUACCUUCCAACUUGACUGGUCCGGCAGAAAAUGCUAUGGCUUCUUCCAAUAAUCUUCUUCCUGCCGUUGCAGCUUUUGAAUCCCAGAAAUCCCACCAUAAAACUGCCAUUACCAAUGCUUCGGUACAGAUCCCGCCUGCUACAAACGCAUUCCACGAGUCUUUUCUCAAUAGAAUCCUUGGGCCUAUGAAUCGCACUCUCAAUAUAGUUCCGCCAUCGCAUAUUCUAAGCCCCGUUCAUUGGACGAGAUUUUUCACCAUAAAUUUGGACACUCAACCAUAUAUCUUCCCUCUAUCAACCCCUAUUCAAACUUACGGACAGAUUGUCCAUUUUGUCUCCCAAUCCACAGCGGAAUCGCCUCGAGCGACGCAAGGAACCGCUUAUCCUACUCUUUUGCGACUUUCACAAGACACAGACGAGUAUUAUUACAUCGGUCAUUUUGUCGUAAGCAGUGUAGUCACAACAACAAACUUUAAUCAAGUCUUAGAAAAUUUGCCCGAUCUCUCGCCAAAUGAUAGGCUUACCAAACACAAAUUGCUCAAGGAAAGAAAUCGGGCUUUGGGCUCAAUAUCAGGAUUGGCAGAUGAGUUGCCGGUUGAUUUUUAUACUUUACAGUAUGUCUUCUUUGGCAAAGAACAAUACAAGAUUCUCGUAGAUACAAAGAAGACGUAUGAUUCUAUGAAAGCUGCAGAUCAUACCAUCGAUUUAUUGAUAGAGGCUGAUAAUCAAACCGAUAAAUCUUCCACUCCAUCUACAACAAGAGAUAAAGCCAACCACACAGAUUACUUGUCAGAACCGCAUAACCAGAAUUUUACCCCUCCGGGUCUAAAGUUUCCCAUCGCGCCUAAGGCAAUGCGGAGUGAUCAAUCAACUAUCGAGGAUAAGACUCUCUCGGGGUCAAUUCAUAGUGAUUCUAUCCGUUCGUCACUUUCUCGGGUCCAUAAUAUCCCAACGAAGCCAGCAGCAAUGAGAGGUGACCAUUUGUUCAGCGAGAGUGGGACUUUACUAGAGUCAAGUCUUUAUAAUUCCAUCCGCUCAUCUCUUUCUCAAAACGUCAAUAUUCCCAAGGGACCAGCAACAAUGAUGAGAGUGUAUCCGCCUAUUCCUGAAAGUGAAGUUCCAUCACAGACAAAGUCAACCCGGUCUAGCACUAUUAGCACAAAUAAUUCUCUAGAAAAUGGAACAUCUGACGAGCCGGUCGUAGAAGGGAGAAGCUGUACGAUUAGUGGUAGGAAAUUUCCGAAGAAUUCAAAUCAUCAUGACAUUGUGAGCACACCGCUCGCUCAUCUUAAAGAUUCUCAUAGAACAACUGCCACAUUGAAAUUGAAGGGAACGCCCACGUCUGGAAAUCAAUCUGAAAGCUUCGAAAACUCAAAUCGUCACCACGCUACAGACUCACCAUUCCCUUCCCCGAGAAAGAAUCACGAAAAACUCCUACAGCGGAAAAGAAAACACACUUCAGAUGAUGAGAACCGAAGUCUGAAGGAACACUCAAGGGGCUUUGGCAAAACUGUUGGCCCUGAUAUUUGGCACAUCAAAAGCUAUCCGUUUCCUAGAAUCAAGCCUAAGCCCAUUACGUAUACUGUGACAAAACCAGUCGCACGUACAGUGACAGGCAGGAUCUCUGAAUCCACCGGUGGCGAUAAAGCAUCGAAAGCUGCAUCUGCUGCCAAAGGAAGACGCCUGAAUAACACGACCAAGACUGAUCCUAGACUUGCAAGCAGAAGUAAUACCUCCACCGCUGGCCAAUCUUCUGCGCAAGAAAGGGUGAAUACGCCUCAGGCACAAUCGCAUGCUAUCCCACCGCCUCCAAAAAUCAUGGGAAAUAGGGAGGACGUCGAAUCACUUCCUUCAAUCGAAUCAUCCGCAGGUAAGCGAAAGAGAACAAUUUCCGAUCUUGACGCAUUACCACAAAGCGAGAGGGCGAUAACAGAGCAGAAAAAACGUCUCAAGUCUGAACAGUCUCCACAAUUUGACACGAUGAAGCAGCUCUGGGACCGCCCUCGCUAUGCCAUAUCCGUCCUGGAAAUCCCCACAGUUGCCGAAAUGUUGAUGUCACGUAAGGCGGCAAUAAGCACUUUGGAGUUCGAUUUGAAUACGGUCUCCAUAAGGAAGAGCUUAUACUCUACUGCGAACCUGUUGACAUUGGAAGAAUGA